CUUUUCUUAAAAUUCACUAUUAUUCAUAAUUAAUAAAUCAUUUCUUUUCCAACUCCCCUUCCUUCCGAUCACCUCACCAACAACAAGUAGAAGUUUAUUCAUCGUUCCCGGGGUGUUUGCCCAGCCACUGAGCCACACUGGCACCAGCUUUUCCAGCCCUACCUUACCCAAUCGCCGGCCAGUCCCCAUAAUAACUUACCCGUGCAGUUCCUUUCGCUUUGCUGCUGCCUUCAGACGCCCAGAAGAACUUCACUGCUUCUUCCCUUUCCCCCCCUACCUUACUCCUGUCUGAAUCCCUUCCUCGCCCCGAAGGAGUUACUGAAACUUUGCGAUUCUCCUCCCACUGGUUUUGUCUAUAUUGACCUGCCGCCGCAUACUUUCUUUUCCACUUCGCUCUAGACUUACCGUUCCCUGUACCGGCCUGAUCGACGUCAUCUUCCGCGCCUCCCAGGCCUCCGAUACAGAAGGUGCAGCCACCAUGGAUGUUCUACUUCGACGUCGAGACUGCUAUCCCACCGUCAAUGGCGAAGUGUGCGAUGGCAGCACUUGGUAUGAUUGGGGUCGUUGGAUCGCGUUCGCAGUCAUUGUCGCUGUGGCGCUAAUCAUCUUCUUUCUCUUUGCAUGCUACAACGCCCGCCGUCGGCGCAGACAAGGGCUCCGACCUCACCCCGGCACUGCAUGGCUUGCCGGCCCUCCUCCGACCUUCCAACAGUCUCAGCAACAAGCACAGCAACAAGGUCAACGACCAUACUACGCAGACCCUUACUACCAACAACAACCGCCGCCCCAAUACACUCCUCAACCGCAAGCUUAUGGUUACUUUGGAGGCCAGCAGACGGGAAUCGAGCUACAACAACCGCCGAACGCAUACCACGGUGGCGAACGGGUGUACCAGCCACCACCGGGUCCUCCUCCCGAGGGGGCUUCCAAGGUGUAACGCUCCGACCAGUAUUCCGUGAAACGACUUCUCUCUCUUCCUCCUCCUCUCUGUCUCCAGAUACCCGAUCCAAGGGGGUUCCUUGCGAUCGACUAUUAUGUAAUUACCCAGGCGUCUAUUCGAUGAUCAAUUAUGGGAUAUGUCGCUUUCUGCGUCUCAUAGCGUUUUGUGCUAGGAGGGAUACCAGGGGCCAACGUGUGACGGGUUUAUGAGUUUCUUUGUGCCUAUUUAUUUAAAACUCCAUGGUACUCGUAUUAUAAUGACUUAUCGGGGUAGUUUUUCUAUGCUCUAUGAUUAUGGCGCCAGCAUUUCUUUUAUCGUUUCAAUUUUUUUUCUCUCUCUCUCUUUUGUUCUUAUCUAUGUCUCUUCCACUGCGAUUAUUGUCCUCGGCUGUGUGAUAUAUGAGGUGAAGGCAGCCGACACCAACCAAACGUGAAUAGCUUACUACUACAAAGUACAAUGUUAAUGUUAUGGAAGAAGGAA
This is a messenger RNA of Aspergillus neoniger CBS 115656, 1420 nucleotides long. RefSeq names its product resistance to Congo red protein. The transcript is spliced from 3 exons. Gene Ontology annotation, cellular component: intracellular membrane-bounded organelle. The record is from RefSeq and is a predicted model, not a curated record. Bases 479 to 937 code for a protein of 152 amino acids. Gene Ontology annotation, biological process: vesicle-mediated transport. NCBI's taxonomy places the organism in Eukaryota, Fungi, Ascomycota, Eurotiomycetes, Eurotiales, Aspergillaceae.